UUAGGUAAUAAUGAUAAUGACCAUAAACAAGAGCAAAACACAUCAGUCCAUAAGAGGACAUUCAAUGCUUAGUCCUUUCUUGAAGGACUGUCACAGACUUUUUAACAUCACUUCCACAUUUGCUUUGCAAAACCAGUUCACAGCAAAAACAAAAAUAACCCUGCAGUGACUGACAUUUCUGGAUGUGCUGUGAUGCUGACAUCUCCAAAAAUAUGUCUUCUCACCUUUACCAACUGCUUUCCACAGCUUUCCAUCGAGAACAGUAACCAAGAAGCUAUGUGCCUCCCAGUCAUCAUUUACUACUUUAACUAUACACACUCUUAGAAGGCAAGCAUGUUUUAACUCAUCUUCUUUGUUUUGCAGGUCCCAUCACAUGUAUUCACCUUCGAUGUCCUGACUUCUUACUCAAAAUCAGUGGUGAAUAAUAUUUCAACUGUUUAACCAGUGUUUUUGUUCUGGUGGAGACACAGUUGUUGGUGGUGUGAUAUCUGGGGCUACAUGACUGUUCAAGAUGGAAGGACAGAGGUGGUGCUAGUUGACUUUGAGAGAAUGGAGAACGUUGACAACAGCAUGGACAACUUCAAUGAUCCAGAUUAUCCCAAUGAGAUGACUGUUUUGAUGGUAGACAUACCAGACUGUGGGCCUGGCAACACUUAUACUACAGAAGUGUUGUCAUAUAAAGAGAAGAUCCCACAGAAUCUAGAGGUACAGCAAUCACCCGUCUUGCCUCCACAAGCCAGGAGAGGUCGUGCUAGUUGUGCUAGUAUCCUUUCCAACUGGAAACUACUUGUGAACAUUGAAGGGACACAAAGCGACACUAUCUUCAGUAAACUCGCUAAAGAAUGCUACGAGGACUUGUUUGUUGAUAAGCGAGGUCUCGAUGAUGGGGAACAGAAGGUCAUCAUUAACAUUGCUGGUCUUAAGUUUGAAACACACUUGAAGACCCUCAACCAGUUCCCUGAUACUUUACUGGGAGACCCGAUGAAAAGAAUGGACUAUUUUGACCCAAUGAGAAAUGAGUAUUUCUUUGAUCGCAAUCGUCCAAGCUUUGAUGGGAUCUUGUACUACUAUCAGUCAGGAGGCAAGAUCCGUCGACCUGCAAAUGUACCUAUAGAUAUCUUCACAGAUGAGAUCAUCUUCUACGAGCUAGGACAGGAAGCCAUGGAACAGUUCCGCGAGGAGGAAGGCUUCAUCAAAGAUGUUGAGAUCCCUUUGCCUUCCAGUGAGUUCUACAGACAGUUCUGGCUGCUUUUUGAAUACCCAGAGAGCUCCAAUGCAGCCCGAGGAGUUGCUCUUGUUUCCAUCUUUGUUAUUGUUAUCUCCAUCAUCAUAUUCUGCAUGGAGACUCUCCCUGAAUUCCAUGAGGACCUCGAGAUUUUCCCAACCAUGGGUCUUUUCUUGAACCAGACCCAGGGUAAGAGCUUUCCCGUAGGUUCUUCACCAAGCACCACUCCCAAAACUAUUUCCAGCACCUUCUCCGACCCCUUCUUCAUCAUUGAGACCACUUGCAUCAUCUGGUUCUUUUUUGAGCUGAGUGUGCGUUUCCUGGUCUGCCCCAGCAAACAGGAAUUCUUCAACAACAUCAUGAACAUGAUUGACAUUGUGUCCAUUAUUCCCUAUUUUGUCACAUUGAUAACUGAAAUAGUGACCUCCACCAAUAAGUCCAAUACAGGGCAGAAUAUGUCCCUGGCUAUCCUAAGAAUCAUCCGACUGGUGCGAGUCUUUAGGAUCUUCAAGCUAUCAAGGCACUCCAAAGGGUUGCAGAUCCUGGGCCAAACGCUAAAUGCCAGCAUGAGGGAACUUGGGCUGCUCAUCUUCUUUCUCUUUAUUGGGGUCAUUCUGUUCAGCAGCGCCAUCUAUUUCGCUGAGGUGGAUGAUACCAACACUCAGUUUGUUAGUAUUCCUGAUGGAUUCUGGUGGGCUGUUGUUACCAUGACUACAGUGGGUUACGGAGACAUGUGUCCCAUAACAUUAGGUGGUAAGAUUGUUGGCAUUCUAUGUGCCAUUGCUGGAGUGUUGACAAUUGCCCUGCCAGUGCCUGUAAUAGUCUCAAAUUUCAACUACUUCUACCACAGAGAGACUGAGCAGGAGGAAAAGCAGCCUAUAGCUGAAGUUACAGAUCAAACUGUAAAGUCAGGGAACGCUACAAAACAUAGAAGUAUUUCCUCUCUGAACAAAGCAAAUGGGAACUGGCAGACAGACAAAUCAAAGUGUUAAAACAUGAACAUAUAUAUCGAAACUAACAGUGUGAAUCUCAUGAAAACGUGUUGUGAUCAUAUUUCAUUCCUAAAAAUAAAUAUUUUCUAAAGAAAAUGAAGCC
Xyrauchen texanus (razorback sucker) is the source of this 2320-nucleotide messenger RNA. It is a transcript of the gene kcna10a, whose product is annotated as potassium voltage-gated channel, shaker-related subfamily, member 10a. Gene Ontology annotation, biological process: protein homooligomerization; potassium ion transmembrane transport. The transcript has a single exon. Gene Ontology annotation, molecular function: delayed rectifier potassium channel activity; protein binding. The coding region runs from base 499 to 2217 and encodes 572 amino acids. The record is from RefSeq and is a predicted model, not a curated record. Gene Ontology annotation, cellular component: membrane; voltage-gated potassium channel complex. NCBI's taxonomy places the organism in Eukaryota, Metazoa, Chordata, Actinopteri, Cypriniformes, Catostomidae.